AUGCGUUUUUUGUUUCAGUGCCAGAGUGAAUACCAGAAGAGUUACGGCAGUUCCCGGUCCAGAAGCGCGUCGCCUCGGCGCUGCGGCCCGUCUGCCGGCCUCCGCUCCGACAUGAUGGGUGUCGGCAGGGAACCUGGUCUCCAGCGAAGGAAGAGAACUGGACCACUCGACCAGUCCUGCAGCUCUUCACGCUUUCCUCAAGAUGAUCCAGAUGUUGGAGGUCACACAAGAUCACACCCUGCUGCUUCCAGAAGUCGCUCAGUCCACAGGAAGGACCCCUCACAGAACCAAAAGCCACCCACUCCUACUGGACCUCCAGCAGGACCACAACCUGCUGCAGUCCCAGAACCCCCAGAGAGACCAGAUCCUGAAUCUGCAGUGAGGCCAGAGGCAGAUGGAAAGCCUGUGAAGCUCCGCCCCUCUGAGCCUGUCAGCCAAUCACAGCUCAGCAGCGCUGCGACGCGAGCAGCUCCAGACGAGCGUCAGAAGCUGUCGGACAUCAAGGUGGACCAGGCGCUGCGAUGGAGGGCAGGGCUGAGGUCAGGAGGUCAAAGGUCAGAGUACCACAGACAGUUCAGCUUUAAGAAGCCUGUACCUGCUGCUUCACCUCUACUGACUGCAGAGCAGGUGCUGAACUCCAGCAUCGGGGCGAUCCCUCUCCAUGCGACAAACACGGUUCCCAUGGAAACUGAGUAUUGGCGGAGCUUCAGGGGCCUGGCCCCGCCCACUGGACCGCGCCUUCGCAAACAUCUGGAGCACGAGAGAGUCCCGCUGUUCCACACGCAGUUGAUCGAUAAGGAGAAGAGGGCGGAGCCACACAAGUCCCACCCCAAACAGGAACUCCCUCGAAACGAACUCGACAGACCACAAUCACUGAAGGACACGCCUCCUCCUCCUCAGGUGCAGAAGAGGCGCAGGAUGUUGACCGAGUAUCAGUCCAGAUUUCGUUCUCGUCUCUACAGGAACUCAGAAGGAGGCGGAGCUACAGAUGCUGUCACGCAGCAGGUGUCGGACCUGAGGCAGCAGGCCCGGUGGUACCGCCGUCGGGCCUGGGGAACCAACUUCUGCAGGGAGCACCUGAACCAGCUGCUGUCUGAACACAACGCUCUGUGGGAGCCCGACGACACCACGGACACCUCCACGCACCGCCGGACCCCCGACCUGACGCCAGAACCAGACGGCCGCAGCACUUCCUGCGUGGAGGCCCUGGACCUGUCCAGUAACUCCAGCAGGACGUCCUCAUCGGCCGGUGGUCCUGGAGGUUCACUCCACGCUCACAGGAGAACUGAUCCGGGUUCAGCUGAGCGGCCAACAGCCUGGGGAGAAGAAGAAGAAGAAGAAGAAGAAGAAGAAGAAGAAGAAGAAGAAGAAACUCUGCCAGACGAAGACGAGGGAAGGUUACCGACGCCGAGGCUGAAAACGAGGCCGGUUCAGAGGACUCACCACGACCUCACCACACCAGCCACAGGGGGCGCCAUACUCGUGGGCAGACUGCAGAGCGCCGACUGUUCCUCUCCAAACAAGCAGCAGAACUGUGGGUGGGGUGUUUCCAUGACAACAGGGGCGGAGCCUGUCACCAACAUGCUGUCCAAACACAAAGAGGCGUGGCCAGAGAGUAUUCCCAGCCCCGCCUCUGAGCGCAAACCAACCUCCAGCCCAACGCCUAAACCAGUCAGUACAAAGCAAGCGUCCCCGGCAGCUGUGGCUCCGCCCCCUGUCACCUCCCCCCCACAACAUGGCAUCCAGGGCACCAUGAGACACCCGGACUUCCAGCACAAUGGUGACCUGGGUCAGAGGUUCUGGGCGGCGCCGUGCUCCAGAGGAGGCAGCGCUUCUGACGAAGACGAUCGGCUCUCGGUGAUGUCAUGGCGCUCGGCGGCCUCCUGCUCUGCGGCGUCCGCCGUCUUGGUGCGCGCCCAGAAAAGACGGGAGGACUUCUGGGGGAGGAGAUGACCUCAUUUCCUGUGUUUAAUGUUCGAAUCAUGUUGCAGACGUUGGUCUCCAUUGUCUUAUUUUGUAGAAAAAUGAUUUUUAAUUGUUUAACGAGGCGAGCGCAGAAACGACAUCAGAAGUUUAUCUCCUCUUCGUUUUGUGCUUUUUGGUGAAAUUUGCUGAUUUUAAACAAAAAUAUGUCAUUUACGUGAAUCGUG
Molecule: messenger RNA, 2150 nt
Organism: Nematolebias whitei (Rio pearlfish)
Lineage: Eukaryota; Metazoa; Chordata; Actinopteri; Cyprinodontiformes; Rivulidae
Gene: saxo6
Product: Mdm1 nuclear protein
Exons: 15
Coding region: 1-1953 (650 amino acids)
Biological process (GO): negative regulation of centriole replication
Molecular function (GO): microtubule binding
Source: RefSeq, a predicted model, not a curated record